AUGUCAUCCACCUUGCUCCCCUCCGCCGAAUGGAUAUCGGCGUCGUCGAGGAGGCGAGCUGCGACGGCGCUGGCCCAAGAUCGCAAUAAUGGCAGCGGCGGCUGCUGCCCUCCGGGUGCAGGGCACCCGACGGGCAUUCCUCCGCAACCAGGAUCCAAUGACGACGACGCUCAUCGCGAAGAGAGGUUUGUGGGGCACCGAGGUUCUGGCGGCCUCGUCCAUGGGCGGGCGGUGUUCUGCUUGCCCCCCGGGGUGGAGUGGUUUCAGGGGCACUUCGCCUACGCUGCGCGGGGCGGCUGCACGGCCUCCCUCGGCGUCCUGGGAACCGAGCUCCCCGUCGACCCUUGCAUGCAGUGCUGCCAUGGAGGGUUUUCCCGGUACAAGUUGGUCUUCAUCCAUCACGAGGUGAAGUGUGGCAAGCGAUCAGACGCUACGUUGGCGUUCGAUGGGUACAUGUCUGGCAAGGAGUCCGCGUUAGUCGUGGAGCGGUACGGCGGCAACAUGAUGACCUUGAACGCGGAGCCUUCGGCCGUCAUGGGCGGUGGCGACGGUCCCGUCCCUCCGGAGAGCGAGCUGUCCUUUACGACGCACGUCAUGAAGGCGGACGACGACGCGCGAACGUUAUUGGGCCGCUAUUUCCAGUCCAUCGUGCGGGCCUCCUCCGACCCCUCGCCCCAAGCUUACAGCCGGUACUGCCGUGUGACUUCUUCUCGUGUCUCGAAGGAGCUGCAAGAUUGCAUCGUGUGCAUCGGGGCGAUGGACGUGCCCCUGAGCCUCCUGCAGGAGCUGGCGGCCCCGCUCCCCGACUCCCGGACGCAAUCCAUGGGGGAGGGGUUAUAG
Messenger RNA from Ectocarpus siliculosus, 840 nucleotides. NCBI's taxonomy places the organism in Eukaryota, Phaeophyceae, Ectocarpales, Ectocarpaceae. The record is from the annotation of a GenBank genome assembly.